Molecule: messenger RNA, 2732 nt
Organism: Myotis brandtii (Brandt's bat)
Lineage: Eukaryota; Metazoa; Chordata; Mammalia; Chiroptera; Vespertilionidae
Gene: ARHGAP15
Product: Rho GTPase activating protein 15
Exons: 13
Coding region: 133-1557 (474 amino acids)
Biological process (GO): regulation of GTPase activity; signal transduction
Cellular component (GO): cytoplasm
Source: RefSeq, a predicted model, not a curated record
UCCAACGUAGGCCUACUCUUACGACAUGUGACUUCACUGUUUUCCGUUUUUGCUGAAAGAGUCAUUAACAGUAACAAGUUGAUGGCAGUUUCAAUAACAAGUCAUCACGGAGAAAAGGGAUAACACUGUAAUAUGCAGAAAUCUACAAAUUCAGAUACUUCUGUAGAAACACUGAAUUCCACCCGCCAAGGCACUGGAGCUGUGCAGAUGAGAAUCAAAAAUGCCAACAGUCACCAUGAUAGACUGAGCCAAAGUAAAUCCAUGAUCCUCACCGAUGUUGGGAAGGUCACUGAACCUAUAUCCCGACACAGAAGGAAUCAUUCACAGCAUGUCUUGAACGAUGUUAUUCCUCCAUUGGAACAAUUGAUGGUUGAAAAAGAAGGUUAUCUUCAAAAAGCUAAAAUUGCCGAUGGAGGAAAGAAACUAAGGAUAGCUGCUAACUCAAUAAAUUUCUUUCUGACAUGCAUCACCAAUGUUGUAUGCUUUUUAUUCUUAUUUCAUUUUUAUUUACAGAAAACUGGGCACAAACCAGAAAGUGUGGAUUUGUGUGGAGCACAUAUUGAGUGGACCAAGGAAAAAUCAAGCAGAAAGAAUGUCUUUCAGAUCACAACAGCAUCAGGAAAUGAGUUCCUUCUACAGUCAGAUAUUGACUUCAUCAUAUUGGAUUGGUUCCACGCUAUCAAAAAUGCAAUUGACAGAUUGCCAAAGGAUCCAAGCACUCCAUCAAGAAACCUGGAAUUAUUCAAAAUCCAGAGAUCCUCCAGUACUGACUUGCUAAGUCAUUACGAUAAUGAUAUAAAAGAACAGAAACCAGAGCACAGAAAAUCUUUAAUGUUCAGACUGCAUCAUAGUGCUUCCGAUACAAACGACAAAAACCGAGUUAAAAGCAGAUUAAAGAAGUUUAUUACCCGAAGACCUUCCCUGAAAACUCUGCAAGAAAAAGGACUUAUUAAAGAUCAAAUUUUUGGCUCUCAUCUGCACAAAGUGUGUGAACGUGAAAAUUCCACAGUUCCGCGAUUCGUAAAGCAAUGCAUUGAAGCUGUCGAAAAAAGAGGUCUAGAUGUUGAUGGAAUAUAUCGAGUUAGUGGCAAUCUGGCGACAAUACAGAAACUAAGAUUUAUCGUCAACCAAGAAGAGAAGCUGAAUUUGGACGACAGCCAGUGGGAGGACAUCCACGUUGUCACCGGAGCACUGAAGAUGUUUUUCCGGGAGCUGCCUGAGCCGCUCUUCCCUUUCAGCUUCUUUGAGCGGUUUGUGGAAGCGAUCAAAAAACAAGAUAACAACACAAGAAUUGAAACUAUGAAGUCCCUUGUACAAAAACUCCCUCCAUCAAAUCGUGACACCAUGAAAGUCCUCUUUGGACAUCUGACUAAGAUAGUGGACAAAGCCUCCAAGAACCUCAUGUCCACCCAGAGCUUAGGGAUUGUAUUUGGACCCACCCUUCUGCGAGCUGAGAAUGAGACGGGGAACAUGGCGAUACACAUGGUCUACCAGAACCAGAUAGCUGAGCUCAUGCUGAGCGAGUACAAGAAGAUCUUCGGCUCGGAGGAAGACUGACAGACAAGACAAGUUACUGAAUAUGUUCACAUCUGUCUCGAUGCCUAAUAUUUUUACAUUUCUGUAAACAUAUUUCUGAAAUAUUUUUUUUUCCUUUCAAGCAACAGAUGCCUCAUUUUGAGAAAACUUAAUGAUGAUUUUGUGUUUAAGUUCCAAACAUUUGAAUAAAAUAGUUGACAAUAUUUGCCUAUAUGUGUUCUGCAUUAACCCCUUCAGUGCUCUUAUAGAGAGGAUAGCACAUAUCCAAAGAAAUCAUUUUAAUGCUGCUCCCAGGCAUUGGGUGUGUGCUUUUGUGUGUGUAGAUAUGUGAGUGAGUGAGUGAGUGAGUGAGUGAGUGAGUGAGGUUGAGAGUGACCCUUCUCCUUACCUGGCUGCCUCGUGCAUGCUCCCACACUCUUACUUAUAUGUGAGAAGAACCAAAACAUGAGGGGAGGCAGAAAUUAAUAAUUUUUAAAUAGAACAAAUGAGGUCAGGUUCGUAAUGAAAAUAGACAUAUUGGAUUGCUCAAGAACAUUUUUGUAUGUGUAAAUAUAGUCUGAUUAUCCUUGGUGCUAUGUAGUGGAAUGUAUAAAUUCUUGUUGAAUGGAAUUUUUUCUGAAGACAAAUGACAGUUCAAAACAUUUACCAUUGGAUAUGCUCUUUAUAUAUACUAUUUGCAGCCCCAUAAACAUACUGUCUUAUAAAUUAGAGGCAAAAUUAGUGCCCUGCAAUUUUCGUCUUUAUAUUAUACAGGAAUUGCAUGACUGCUCAUUUUUAAUGUUAGCAUCCAUUUUGAAGCUUCAUCAAACUGUAUAUCCUCCUUUUCCCUGGCUAUGUCAUUUUAUGUAGGAUUUUUAUUAUGCUUCUGAGGAUGCUUUAUUGGUGAAUUACAUUAAAUCAAUCUCAAAAAAAAACUUUUUUAGAAGGCAUUUUUUCAAAUGCCCUAAGAAUUCCUUGACUAGACUUGGAUUGCUUUCUCCAUUUGAUGGUUAGUUUCCCUUGUCAUAGAUAAACAAAAGGAUAACUGUCUAGAAUGUAGCAAACAUUGUUUUCUUUUGAAAAGUAUGUUCUAGCUGAACAGAUCUUAGACCCAGCUUUGUGAAUAUAGUCUGCGGAUAAAAAUGUAGACUUAUGUUUGACAGCUUUUUAAUCAAAUUCAAACGGAAUAAAUAAAACUAAUCCAGUGCGAUAAAGAA